UCCCGGCCCGCAGGCCCGCCCUCUGCGGAGGAUGCCGGCUGCCCCCUGCGCCCGCGGCCCCGGCCAGCCCCUGGGCGCGGGGACCUUGGGCGGCGGCGGCGGCCGGGCGGGCUGAACGCGCUCCAGGCCGGCGGUGCUGGAGGAACCGUGCCCGGGGGUGCUGAAAGGGACAGCUCCCGGCGGUGCUGAAGGGACAGCUCCCCGUGGUGCUGAAGGGACAGCUCCCCGCGCCGUGCAAGGGGACCAGCGCUAGAGCAUCCUCUGGGCACCAUUCUCCGAGCGCGCAUCUCCGAGCGCAUCUCCGGGGACCAUCUCCAGGCGCACCUCUCCGCGCCCGGGACGGAGGGACCACUCCCAGCAGCCGCUCAGCUCAGCCCCGCCGCUCCCUCCCGGGCCAGCCUCCCUCUCCGGGGCGGUGCCCGUGCCGAGGGGCGCCUCCCCAGGCUCAUGCUCGCCCCAGGGGCCCGCCUGCUGGAGGCGCCCGCGGGCUCGGGCAUGGCCUGCGGGUAAAGGCGGCGCCAGCUCCAGCCGCGUUCAUGGCGGUGGCCAGGAAGAUCAAAACUUUGCUGACGGUCAACAUCCUGGUGUUCGUGGGCAUCGUCCUGUUCUCCGUCUACUGUCGCCUGCAGGGACGCUCGCAGGGCUUGGUACAGCUGGUGCGAGGAGGCGCCGCCGAGCGCCGUGGGCGCGGCCGGCACCCCAGGGCGGGCUCCCUGGGCGACCGAGACGCCAUCCUGCAGCGGCUGGACCACCUGGAGGACGUGGUGUACAACCAGCUGAACGGCCUCGCCAAGCCCAUCGGCCUGGUGGAGGGGCCAGGAGGCUUGGGCCAGGGUGGCGUGGCAGCCAGGCUACGUGAGGAUACGCAGGAGCCAGAGAGCAAGUACGAGGAGUAUGGCUACAAUGCGCAGCUCAGCGACCGCAUCUCCCUGGACCGUGCCAUCCCGGACUACAGGCCCAAACGGUGCCGACAGAUGAGCUACCCACGGGAAUUGCCACAGGUGUCCGUGGUCUUCAUCUUCGUGAACGAGGCACUGUCAGUGGUCCUACGCUCCGUGCACAGUGUGGUCAACCACACGCCCCCACAGCUACUCAAGGAGAUAAUCCUGGUGGACGACAGCAGUGACCACGCGGAGCUCAAGUUCAACCUGGACCAGUACCUGGACAAGCGGUACCCGGGGCUGGUGAAGGUCGUGCGCAACAGCCGGCGCGAGGGCCUGAUCCGGGCUCGGCUGCAGGGCUGGCGGGCGGCCACGGCGCCCGUGGUGGGCUUCUUCGACGCGCACGUCGAGUUCGGCGCCGGCUGGGCCGAGCCCGCCCUGACCCGCAUCCGCGAGGACCGGACCCGCAUCGUGCUGCCGGCCAUCGACAACAUCAAGUUCGACACCUUCGAGGUGCAGCAGUACGCCAGCGCCGCCCACGGCUACAACUGGGGGCUCUGGUGUAUGUACAUCGUGCCCCCGCGGGACUGGCUGGACCGUGGCGACGAGGCGGCUCCCAUCAGGACCCCGGCCAUGAUCGGCUGCUCCUUCGUGGUGGACAGGGAGUACUUUGGGGACAUCGGCCUACUGGACCCUGGCAUGGAAGUCUACGGUGGCGAGAACAUCGAGCUGGGCAUGAGGGUGUGGCAGUGUGGUGGCAGCAUGGAGGUGCUGCCCUGUUCUCGCGUGGCCCACAUAGAGCGCACCCGGAAGCCCUACAACAACGACAUCGACUACUAUGCCAAGCGCAACGCCCUGCGUGCGGCCGAGGUGUGGAUGGACGGGUUCAAGUCCCACGUGUAUAUGGCCUGGAACAUCCCCAUGACUAACCCAGGUGUGGACUUCGGGGAUGUCUCGGAGCGGCUGGCCCUGCGCCGGAGGCUAAAGUGUCGCAGCUUCCAGUGGUACCUGGAGAAUGUGUACCCAGAGAUGAGGACCUACAACGACACGCUCACAUAUGGAGAGGUGAGGAACAGCAAAGCCAGUGGCUACUGUUUGGACCAGGGAGCGGAGGAUGACGACCGUGCCAUUCUCUACCCCUGCCACGGCAUGGCCUCCCAGCUGGUGCGCUACAGUGCCGAGGGGCUGCUGCAGCUGGGCCCGCUGGGCUCCACGGCCUUCCUGCCCGACUCCAAGUGCCUGGUGGAUGAGGGCAGGGGCCGAGCACCCACCCUGAAGAAGUGCGAGGACGUGGCCCGGCUGGCACAGCGGCUGUGGGACUUUACCCAGAGUGGCCCUAUCGUGAGCCGGGACACAGGCAGGUGCCUGGAGGUGGAAGUGUCCAAGGAUGCACACUUUGGGCUGCGCCUGGUGCUGCAGCGCUGCUCCGGACAGAAGUGGACCAGCCGGAACUGGAUCAAGCAUGGGCGGUCCUGAGCCAGCACUCACCUGCCUUUCAGGGACAAGGAAGGCCCUGCAUGUGCUGACGCCCCGGCCACCCCCAGUGCAGAGCAGACCCUGCAGAUGGAUGUGAGGCAUGGACAGCUGUGCUCCCAGACCCCUGCGGGCAGGGCUUGGAGGAGACCAGAGGCUGUGGGAGGGAGGGGAAGGGCCCAGAAGCGGCAGAUGCUUGGAGGCCGGCCUGCCCUUGUUGCCCCGCCCUCCUCGGACAGGUCAGCAAGUGAUGACCCAGCCCCAUGCCUGUUUUUAUAAAUAAAGUUUUAUUGGCACAGGC
Messenger RNA from Suncus etruscus (white-toothed pygmy shrew), 2655 nucleotides. It is a transcript of the gene GALNT9, whose product is annotated as polypeptide N-acetylgalactosaminyltransferase 9. Gene Ontology annotation, cellular component: Golgi apparatus. The record is from RefSeq and is a predicted model, not a curated record. Lineage: Eukaryota; Metazoa; Chordata; Mammalia; Eulipotyphla; Soricidae. The transcript has 11 exons. The coding region runs from base 537 to 2357 and encodes 606 amino acids.